AUGGCAAACAUCCAGAUCAAAUGCCUUCCAGAGUUGGCGUGUGAGAUCCCUCCAUCAUCGCUCUACUCUGAGCUGCCAAUACAAGAACGACUAGUCACCGUGGGCAUGAACACCAGUGGCCUGUCGGUCAAUGGACCGGCAGUCGUGCCCAACUCAACAGAGGCCACGAAAAUUUGCAGGGUUCUCGCCGCCUAUCACGGUGUAGUACCUCAGAGCAAGCAUACGGUUGUUGUCGGUAUGCACGCAGACAAGAAUAAUCAAGAUAAGGCUGCUGCGGUGUUCCGCACGGCAAGAGAGACGGUUCAGACUGAGAGGUACGGUCCGAAUUCGUUCAUUCAGCAGUUUGUCCCCGGCAAAAACAUGUCGCCCAUUGUUGUCGGGAUACACCCAAAUCCGGUUGAUCAAACCAGGGCCACCAGCAUGUUCCGUACGGCAAGGGAGACAGUCCAGACCGAAAAGUACGGUCCAAAGUCGUUCAUCCAGCAAUAUAUCCCCGGCAAGGUGUGUACAGAAGACUUCCUUGUCCAGCAAACCAAUUUCAGUAUCGAAGCAAGGGCGAGGGAGCUUCAACCACCGAACGAGACACAGGCAGAGACCAACACCCGCACGGCGGAUCGCCAGGCCUUCCUCGAUGCAAUAGCAUCGGGGGAACGGCUCUGGAAGACAACGUACGAGUCGGAGUACCGACGAACAGUCGACGCGCUCCCAGCUGCCAAGGGUCUUGAGAGUGAACGCCUGGCCCGAAAGGCCGAGUUCUUUAAGACAAUGAAAGACAACCCUCCACGAUGCGCUAUUGACCUCGCCACCUUACACACACGACAGGGUUGCAACCAAGCGAAAAUGAUCCCGCUCGGCCUGCGAAAUUGGGAACAAUGCCUGGACUUCUGGCAAGCGACCAUCACCGACGACAUACUCACAUCUUAUCUUGAGAAAGCUUCUAACGUGGUUGACAUCCGGAAAAUGCUUGUGAGAGGCAACGUACCAGAUUUUAAGGAUAUACAAGGCAAUCUCUAG
Molecule: messenger RNA, 1014 nt
Organism: Alternaria burnsii
Lineage: Eukaryota; Fungi; Ascomycota; Dothideomycetes; Pleosporales; Pleosporaceae
Exons: 4
Coding region: 1-1014 (337 amino acids)
Source: RefSeq, a predicted model, not a curated record